CACAAAUAAAGGAGUAGCUAAAAAAGAAGUUUUUACAAUAUUUUAUUGAAAUUUUGUAUUUUUUUGUCAAAUAGUAAAAUAUCCAAAUGUCCGGUAGGCCAAUUAAAUGUGUAGUCGUUGGUGACGGAACAGUUGGAAAAACAUGUAUGCUAAUAUCACUCACAACUGAUAGUUUUCCAUCGGAGUAUGUGCCGACAGUCUUUGACAAUUAUAGUCUACCAACAGUCGUGGAUGGCGUUCAAGUUAGCAUAGGAUUAUGGGACACAGCAGGUCAAGAGGACUACGAUCGAUUAAGACCUUUGAGUUACCCCCAAACAGACGUUUUCCUCAUUUGUUUCUCCGUUGCAAGCCCUUCCUCAUUCGAGAAUGUUACGUCAAAAUGGUAUCCAGAACUGAAACAUCAUUGUCCAGAAGCUCCAAUUAUUCUCGUUGGUACCAAAAUAGAUUUAAGAGAUGAUAGGGAAACGUUAAGUGCAUUGGCUGAGCAGGGACUGUCGCCGUGUAAAAGAGAACAAGGACAAAAAUUAGCUAAUAAAAUUCGUGCUGUAAAAUAUAUGGAAUGUUCAGCGUUGACUCAAAGAGGACUUAAGCAAGUAUUUGACGAAGCAGUUCGAGCUGUUCUCCGACCAGAGCCCAUAAAGAGAAGACAAAGAAAAUGCAUUGUUAUGUAAAACAAGCAAACAAGAAAAAAAAGUAAAAUUCUUUAAGUCAAAGCCAAGUCCCAAAUAGAAUCAUCAAAUGAAUACUCAUCGUAGAUAUUAUUCAGCAUAUUCAACAUAAAAGGCAUUCAAACAACCAAAAAAAAAAGAGUAAAUGAAUGAAUAAGAAUCUCCAAAUUUGAUUUAAAAACUUUUUUAAACCAAACAAGAUUUUUUUUUUUGUGAACCUACA
Molecule: messenger RNA, 891 nt
Organism: Chironomus riparius
Lineage: Eukaryota; Metazoa; Arthropoda; Insecta; Diptera; Chironomidae
Source: the annotation of a GenBank genome assembly